AACACCCUCCAAGCUGUACUGCAACUUCACAAUGGGAAGGCUUAGAACAAAGUCUGAAUAUGAAGACCUCCGCAAAGCCCGUAUUUCGGGAAACAACGUUCCAUUGGAGACUCUGGGGCUUCAAAAGUCGAUCGCAGAACUUGGAUCACUCGCUGCAAAACCAAAAUUAGAGAGGCGCAAAUGGAGAAAGAUUGACUGUUCUUCCACCCCUGUGCGCCAGUCCAAUCGUUUAAAAGGAAAACCUUGCGAUUAUGCACCUUCAGUGACGGUGGAAAAUGGGGGGUUCUGCCCCGGAAAAGACAGCGAUAGUGUACUUGAUCCUCCUGUCAAUGUAGAAAUGGAGGAAGUGAAAGCAAAUUCUGCCUAUGAAGACCUCCGAGCAGCCCGGAUUUUGGAAAACAAGGCUCGACUGGAAAGUCUGGGACUCCAAAAGGCAAUCUCAGAGCUUCGAUCCAUCAUCUCUUCGAAACCAAAAUCACAGAAGAGGAAAUUGAUCAAGAUUGAGUAUUCCUCCAGCCCCUUGCGUCGUUCCAGCCGCUUGGAAGGCAAAUCAUGCGAUUACAGGCCUUCAGUGGAGGUGGAAGAUGAGUUAAUGAAGAAGGCCAAAAAUGGGUUCACUUACCAGCCUUCACCUGAUGCUUUAAGCCGUCGUUGCUCAAGCAAGGCCAGGGGCAGUGUAUAUGACCCUGUCUAUGGAAUUUGUUGUCACUUCUGCAGGCAAAAGAAAUUGUGUGGUGAAGAAGAUUGUAAGCAUUGUGGUGAACUCGACAUGGACCAGCUUUGCAUAGGAAAGACUGAUUGUUCAAUCUGUCAUUCUAGCAAUGGUGUCCUUUGCCGCGCUUGCCUUAAGGUUAGAUAUGGUGAAGAAAUGGAGGAAGUGAGAGCAAAUAAAGAGUGGAUAUGCCCUCAUUGCACUGAAGAGAAAGGAAUCAAUCCAUACUGGAUAUGUAACAGCUCAUUGUGUUUGAAGAAGCGGAAGAUGGUUCCAACAGGGAUAGCAAUAUACAGAGCUAGGGAGAUGGGAUUCAAGUCAGUGGCACAUCUAAUAAUGGAUGAGCUUCAACGGCGGGGGGCAGCACACAGAUAGAUGAAGAAGAAGAAGAUGAUCUGGAUCAUCUGUUUGGAACUUGCAAGGUAAAACAAUAUGUGACAUGAAAAGCUAAGUAGUGGCAUAUGUUUAAGGUGGGGGAUUUUUAGGAUACUGUGUUGUUUAGUACAGUACUACUUUUACUUUUAGUAUUUUGUAGAAAGCUAAGGACAGAUUCAACCUUUCUGAUUCUUGAUCUUCCAUGUAUGUGAUCAUCUCUGCAGUUGCAUGUUUUGUGGAUAAAGUGUUGUUAUUUUCUUUAUCAAUCUGUGAGAUAAAGUGUUGUUAAAUGAAGGGGAGUGAUAUAAAUAAUAUGUAACAACCUUUCUGAUA
Molecule: messenger RNA, 1420 nt
Organism: Ipomoea triloba (trilobed morning glory)
Lineage: Eukaryota; Viridiplantae; Streptophyta; Magnoliopsida; Solanales; Convolvulaceae
Product: cell division cycle-associated protein 7-like
Exons: 8
Coding region: 32-1087 (351 amino acids)
Biological process (GO): regulation of DNA-templated transcription
Cellular component (GO): nucleus
Source: RefSeq, a predicted model, not a curated record